Cotesia glomerata is the source of this 1247-nucleotide messenger RNA. RefSeq lists its product as uncharacterized. The record is from RefSeq and is a predicted model, not a curated record. Gene Ontology annotation, cellular component: cytoplasm. The transcript is spliced from 5 exons. Lineage: Eukaryota; Metazoa; Arthropoda; Insecta; Hymenoptera; Braconidae. The coding region runs from base 268 to 1197 and encodes 309 amino acids. Gene Ontology annotation, molecular function: calcium ion binding; calcium-dependent phospholipid binding.
UGCGAAUAAAGUAAAUUCAACUUUUUACUGUCAGAAUUAUUUAAAUUACACUGACUAUUAACUUCACACUAAGGGUCGAAGACUUAAAAAGUUUCCUUGUUCGACGGUUAGUUGCCCCUCCUGAGUUCUUUAAAAAUACACUUGGAGUGGGGCAAGGUAAGUUUGUAACCUUGAAUUUUACUCUAACGUUCAUUCACGACUCUGACGUCCUACUAUUCAAGUUUUGUGAAUCCAAGUUACAUUGACUGGAAAUUUCAUUCAGUAAACAUGGAUCAACUAGUACCUAUGAUUUUAAUCAGUAUUUUAUUAAUAUUUAUAACUGAUAUUACGCCCGUUUUAUCGUAUGAUGUUGACGAACAUGCAUAUGUAUUAUACCGAAAAAGCGAAUUAGACGAAAUUCCAAAAAACCUCUCGAAAAAUAACAAUACUUGGAUAAAUGCUGCUAUGUCUCUUCAUGAUGCACUUCAAGAUGAAGAUCACUACGAAAUCAUAGACAUAUUGAUAUUUAAAAAUUUAUUCCACCGUACAUCUAUUGCUGAUGCAUAUUACAGCCAAUUUCGAACACAAUUAAAGCUUGAUGUUAGAUCAAAAUUAUUCAGAAGCUUUGGAAAUCUAAUGGCAGCGCUUUCAACGCCAGAAUUGGAGUUUUUAAUUGAGGAAAUUCACUAUGCUAUUCAUCAAUAUUCAGAAACGAAUAAGAAUAUUUUUUUAGAUAUUUUCUGUCGUCGGAACUACAUGGAGAUCGAUAAAAUAAAAAAUUCAUAUCCUUUGUAUUAUGGAAAUGAAUUACCCGAAGAUCUUCUAAAUAUACCUCCAGGAGACUUUCAAUCUACACUAAUCGAUUUUACUGUAGGAGUACUGAGGACAGAUGCGUUUUUGUCGUUUGGUUUUGGCAGUGGAAAACAAUCUCCGUCAAUUUAUCCUCGUGAUCCUUUAUCACUAUGCACUGAAGGCGUAUAUGACUAUUAUGCGAAGCGAUUACAUGAAUCUUUACAACAAAAAGAUCACCAAAGUACCACCAGACUGAUGGUGAUAACUGUGAAUGAACAUACACUUCAUCACAUUAUUGAACGCUACAAAGGGCUUUACCACGUCUCACUUCGAACCCAAGUGCAUCACCACACAGAAGGAUACUUCCGUAAAUCUCUAUUAAUUCUCAUUGAUGUUGUCAGCCGCACAGAUUAUCUUUUUAAAUGAUUUUUUUAUUUAAAAUCAAAAAUUAAAAAAUUAUUAUUUUUUUUGUACAU